Molecule: messenger RNA, 2631 nt
Organism: Siniperca chuatsi (mandarin fish)
Lineage: Eukaryota; Metazoa; Chordata; Actinopteri; Centrarchiformes; Sinipercidae
Gene: irf6
Product: interferon regulatory factor 6
Exons: 9
Coding region: 265-1758 (497 amino acids)
Biological process (GO): immune system process; regulation of transcription by RNA polymerase II
Cellular component (GO): nucleus
Molecular function (GO): RNA polymerase II cis-regulatory region sequence-specific DNA binding; protein binding; DNA-binding transcription factor activity, RNA polymerase II-specific
Source: RefSeq, a predicted model, not a curated record
CUGGAAAAGUAAGUGCCCUGUCCACGUGCUUUUUGAAAAAGCUGCCCCCCAGCUGCUCAGGAAAGGUGUGUCACUGGCGUGACGUCACGCCCGUACCUGAGUUUCGCCACUUUCGUCGAAGUGAUUACCGAUUAACUUUGUUUGGAGGGAAUCUGCAGGAGUUUUGGGGGAUUUGCUGAGGAAACAGUCGGUUUUAUCAUCAGCUGCUGGUCAGCAGGCCGACGAGGAAAUACUUCUCCGACUUCCUGGUUUACCACAGUCAGGAUGUCGGUCACCCCUCGACGUGUCCGGCUGAAGCCCUGGCUGGUCUCUCAGGUGGACAGCGGACGGUACCCGGGUCUGGUGUGGAUGGACCGUGAAGCCAUGCGCUUCAGGAUUCCGUGGAAACACGCUACGCGACACACACCCCAGCACGAGGACGAGGACACCAUAUUUAAGGCGUGGGCUGUGGAGACCGGGAAGUUCCAAGAAGGAGUUGAUGAACCUGAUCCUGCAAAGUGGAAAGCUCAGCUUCGCUGUGCCCUGAACAAAAGCAGAGAGUUCAACCUGGUCUAUGAUGGCACCAAAGAGGUCCCCAUUAAUCCUUUGAAGAUCUAUGAUGUCUGUGACAUCCCACAGCCCCUCAGUAACCAAGUUUCUCACCCCACAGGCUCCUCAGACGCUGGCUCCUGGACUCCGCAUGAUGAAGAUGGUGGUGAGGAAGAUGUUCCAGAUACACCAGAGUCUCUCCCUCCAUACCCAUCCAAUGGCACCAGUCCCUCUCCUCUCAUUAUGUGGUCUCCUAUGAGCUCAGAGUCCUCCAUGCAGCCUCCCAGUUGCCCUCCUUCAAAUGAGGUCUGGCCCAAAGAGGAGCCUGUUAAAAUCUGGCCUAAAGAGGAGCCUGUGGAUGUGGAGAUGCACCCCUCACCUCUGGCUGACAUGCCUCCUGCUCCUCUGCCUGAUCACGCAAUGCAGCCCCCUCCUCUACCUGACGUACUGUUUGCCUCUCCAGAAACAUGGAUCAGUUCCCUCCCGAUGACGGACCUGGAGGUGCAGUUCCAGUACAGAGGGAAGGAGAUGUGUCCCACAAUGACCGUCAGUAACCCGCAGGGCUGCAGGCUGUUCUACGGAGACCUCGGCCCUAUGGUCAACCAGGAGGAGCUGUUCGGGCCAGUGAACCUGGAACAGCUACGCUUUCCGACCACAGAGCAUAUUACCAAUGACAAGCAGAGGAUUUUCACUAGCCGCCUGCUGGAUGUGAUGGACAGAGGCCUAAUCCUGGAGAUCAGCGGCCACGAUAUCUAUGCAGUCCGUCUCUGCCAGUGUAAGGUGUACUGGUCUGGUCCCUGUGCUCCAAAUCCAGCUGCACCAAAUCUUAUAGAGCGUCAGAGGAAGGUCAAACUCUUUUGCCUGGAGUCUUUUCUCAGUGGGGUGAUAGCCCACCAGCGCGGCCAGACGCCAAUCCCUCCUUCGUUUGAAAUCAACCUGUGUUUUGGAGAGGAGUGGCCUGAUGGAAGGCCCAGGGAGAGGAAACUCAUCAUGGUGCAGAUCAUUCCAGUGGUGGCACGUAUGCUAAGCGAGAUGUUUUCCGGAGACAACACACGAUCCUUCGACAGCGGCAGCGUUCGCCUGCAGAUUUCAAUCCCAGAUAUCAAGGACAACAUAGUGACCCACCUAAAGCAGCUCUACUGCCUACUACAGACCCACCAGGGCCAGGACGGCUGGGCAUUGCCCCCUGGCUCAGGCCUGAACAUCGCCCAGGCUCUGCAGACACAGUGAAGCAGCCCACACUGCGAAUUAUAUCAUAUAUCACUGUAUGUUUCACACUGCUACUGAGAGUUACCUACUGUUAGCAAAGAAGUACUUAUGUGUAAUCAUAUUUAGAAGUGUGCACAAUAUACUGUAGAAUUCAUAUGCUUUUCUCUGGUAUAAAUGUGCAGUGACAAUGCUUUUCUGUAUAUAGAAGUAGUGACUUCAAGCCUGCAUUACUCUGCAUUAUGUGUGCAUGGACUGUAGACAGAUGUGGUGACUGCAUGGGCCAAAGUCCUGCUAGCUGCAAGAGAACAUUUAACAUGGUUAAUGAGUUACAGAAAUUGCCCUGUGCCUUAGUUAUCCAAAACAGAUCAUGUGACAGUGAUUACCAAACUUUCCUAGAGUCAAGAAAAAGGGCAGAAUGAUUUUUAUCUUUUGACCUCCAUAUAAAAUGUCAUCUAGCAUGGGAUUUGUAUAUUUUGGAUAGCAUACAGGCAAAUGUGAAUGAACGCAUGGAUGGUUGGUUUCUUUUUCCAUUCAUUUAUGACUAAAUAGUCAAGCUGUUUGAGAUCCCAUUAUCCUGCAAGCACAAUUUCUUAACAUAUGUUUGACCAAAAAUCUUCCCGUUUGACAGAAGUAUCAGUUUUCUGGUCACCCGGCCUGCAGUUUGUCUUAAGUUGUUUUUAUUUUUCCAUUUAUAUUGUAGGAUAUUUUUGUAUUCAUAUCUUUGAUUUUAAGCCAUUUAUUGUAUCCAGGCAGCCAUUUAACUACACAUUCAGCUAUAUGGAUCUGUUAAUAUGGAUGCCACUGCACUUUGGGGUGCUGAAUUAUGUUUUAGAUGAAUGUCAGUGCAUUUAUCCUGUGAUUGUAUAGUUUAUCAAUAAAAAAAUGCUAAAAUAA